UGCUUGUGUUGUCAGUCGUGAUGGCUGAAUCUCGGAGAGUUCAGUUGACCACGCUGCCCUGUAAUGGACCUUCGUCCUUUGAGAAGCCGGCCCCGGCCCCGAAGAGUCCGCCAGGUGUUCUGCAGGAGAAAGAAAAUGGUCCAGAGACAGUCCGGCUGGUGCUGACUUUAUUUGAGCCUGAUGAGAGGAGCUUUCCGGAGUUCAGCUACAGCCAGCUGGUUGACAACAAGAUCAACCACACUAAAGAUGAAGUCCCAAUGAGCAGAUUUGAAGCGGAAGAAAAGAGAGAAAAUGAUGAGAUCGCUGCUCUUUCAAAGAAGUUGGAGGAAAAAUAUGGUAACAAACCAAAGAAGAAGGACCGUGUUCAGGACUUGAUUGAUAUCGGAUAUGGUUAUGAUGACGAGGAUUCUUUCAUUGACAACUCUGAGGCUUAUGAUGAAUUUGUGCCGGCAUCCAUCACCACCAAAUUUGGUGGAUUCUACGUAAAUUCGGGCAUGCUGCAGUUCCGCCACACUUCUGAGACAGAGGACCUCACGACGGCAGAGGAGAGCACUCCUGAGCCUUCGAAAAAACGUAAAGUCAUUGGCACACAGGAUAAGCCAAAGAAGCGCUACAGAGAAGGUGCAGAGAUGAGACAGAGCAAUGUGGCUAUUAAGUCAAGCACUUCAGCUGAAACUGUACCAGAUGGCAAGAUAAGGAAGAAAAAGAAGAAAGAUGUUUCUGGCACAUUAAGCAUCACCAGCAUGUUGAAGAAGAUUCAAAGAGAGAAGGAGAAGGAACGACAGCAUAUGGAGAAAGCAAAUCGGAAGCCAGUCACGAUCCCUCUGUGCCCGGCAGAUGCAGGCGGCGGCGGAGGUUCAGGACUGACUGACCCUCUCCUUAAUUUAAUAGGAUCGACCAAUGACCACGCUCUCAUCCAAGCAGCCAACACAGUGGAUUUUGAUAUUGAUCUAGACUCUUUAUUAGACGUCAGUGAUGGGUCUUCCUCCCCAAAGGUGAUUCCUCAACCUGCAACAGAGCUCAUUGGACCCAAAACAGAUGAUCUGACCCAGUCUAAUGCUGCACCUCUAACUACAAAGACUGAUCUGCAGCUGAAGCCUCAAUCAGAGCAAAUCCAGCUCCUGUCUCAAACCGGUUUACCUCAUCAGUGUGUCCUGCUGCCAGAGGGACUUCCCCCACGACUUGAAGACUGCAUCCAAAAACUGACAGUGGUUGCAAAGACCUCAGAGGGAGAGUCGAAACUCAAGUUCUUCACUCCAGAAAUCAACUCGAUCCUGCUGGAAAUCGAGUUGCAGUGCCGGGAACAGGGCGGCCCGUUGCGCUCCAAGGUGUACACACACCUGUCGUCUUUCCUGCCCUGCACCAGAGACACAAUCCUCAAACGCGUAAAGAAACUGCUAUGUGCACACACCAUGGAGGAACCGCCUGAAGUGGAGGAUCCCAUGCAGAAACUUAAGGAGGCCAUCGGCAGAGCCAUGCCUGAGCAGAUUGCAUGUUUUCAAGAAAUCUGCCAGGCAUACGAACAAGUCAAGACUUCAAAGGCAGCAGAGGACAAGGAAGAAGGCAAACAGAAGAUGAAUGUUGGCUCGGAGGACAACAUGGAGGAGAAAGGUGGGAAAAGAGGCGGUCCGAGGAAGUUGUUCAAAUGGAAUGAAGAGAUCAGGGAGAUUUUGAGUCAUGUGUUGACGGUGAAAAUGGAGCGGCACAAAAAGGAAAGGAAAGGGAGUCAGGAGAUGGAAGAGUACCUGAAGACCUUGUUGGACAACGAGGUCAAACCCCUUUGGCCAAAGGGCUGGAUGCAGUCUAGGGUGCUGAUAAGGGAGAGCAGGAAAAUGUUGAGCCUCUUUACAUCGUUACCAGUAAGGAGGGCCCGGCCCGAGAAGAAGCAGCCAUUGGUCAUUGGUCCUUCAGCUCCGUCAGAGGGCUGCGGUGUUCUUCAGGAAUCUCCACAGCUGAAGGGACUCCCACAACAAGCAGACGAUGUCUUUCUGGAGAGCUCAAAUAUCUCCAGUUCUAUGCCACUUGCUACUGAGAAGAAAGAAACUGCUGUCUUUAUAACGGUGGAGGGUAAAACAGGAGGAGGUGUGACUGUGGACGCAGGUUCCUCUAAACCUGCAGACAAACCUCUGAUCGCCGUCACAUCUACUCCAAGUCACUCUCUCCUGGAUAUCCUCGCUGAUCAAGCGCUGGCUCGGGAGCACCCUCUCGCAGCUUCCCACGAGCUGCUGGCAGCGGCUGUUGCAAAAUACAGACGUUCAAUUAGACCCUGGAGCUUUGGGAUGGACACCAAAAGUCCUCCUUUUCCUCCUCCGCCUCCUCAGUCCAGUCCGGUUGGUUUCCCGCUGGGUGAGGUGCAUCAUGUGGUUCUGCCCCAGCUGCUGCAGGUCGGAGAUUUCACCAAACCCAUGGACGACAGCCACGUACUGGUCAUCUCUGAUGAUGAUGAUGGUGAUGAUGCCCUCAUUAUGUAGUGAUGACUUCAGUUGCAGAUUAAACACAAUGGGAUCAGUUUCCUCAGAUAUGGACUGGACACAUGAUGGGAUUCAAACAGGGGAUAUGACACUAUAAUAAUCUAUUUGUCUGCAGCCACAAGUUGUGUUUCUCAGCUGAAGAUGGGUUUUGUGUCUUCUGUCAUGUUUACUUGUCGUCUGAGACGGAGAUGAACAAUAGGGAGUAAUGCUGAAAGGAGCCAAUGAGUAGAUGAACUGACAUUCCACCUAUCAGUCACCUGUCAGAAUGACCCUUUAACUGACUUUUAUUUGAAAGGCUUUGUUUAAAUUGUGAUUUACUUUGAAAUAAUAAAUAAUAAACAGUUUGCAUGUUCUGAA
Molecule: messenger RNA, 2828 nt
Organism: Centropristis striata (black sea bass)
Lineage: Eukaryota; Metazoa; Chordata; Actinopteri; Perciformes; Serranidae
Product: ubinuclein-1-like
Exons: 14
Coding region: 21-2471 (816 amino acids)
Cellular component (GO): nucleus
Source: RefSeq, a predicted model, not a curated record